AUGUGUGUCCGUAGCAAGGCACCACGUAAUGCGCCUUAUGGGGUACUUCGUCCCAUGCCAAUACUCGAUGGACCAUGGACGGAUGUCUCAAUGGAUUUUGUUACCGACCUUCCGGAGAGUGAUGGUUACAAUGCGAUCUUAGUUGUUGUUGAUAGAUUAACCAAAAUGCGACAUCUAAUACCAACAACUAAAGAGGUGGACUCGAAGGAAGUAGCAAGGCUAUAUCUCGAUAAUGUUUGGAAGCUACAUGGACUACCUGAUAUGGUUGUGUCCGAUAGAGGAACACAAUUUGUUGCGGAAUUUUGGAAAUCGCUUUGCAAACGCCUGGAAAUAUCUCCACGAUUCUCCACCGCAUUUCACCCCCAAACCGAUGGACAAACUGAAAGGAUCAAUGCCAUAAUGGAACAAUACCUCCGAAGCUAUGUCUCCUAUCAGCAAGAUGAUUGA
Morchella importuna is the source of this 447-nucleotide messenger RNA. RefSeq lists its product as uncharacterized. Gene Ontology annotation, molecular function: nucleic acid binding. The record is from RefSeq and is a predicted model, not a curated record. NCBI's taxonomy places the organism in Eukaryota, Fungi, Ascomycota, Pezizomycetes, Pezizales, Morchellaceae. The coding region runs from base 1 to 447 and encodes 148 amino acids. The transcript has a single exon. Gene Ontology annotation, biological process: DNA integration.